Molecule: messenger RNA, 2091 nt
Organism: Knipowitschia caucasica
Lineage: Eukaryota; Metazoa; Chordata; Actinopteri; Gobiiformes; Gobiidae
Source: the annotation of a GenBank genome assembly
AUGGGAAUUAUUAGUGCUUUGCAGCUUUUCAGUCUGGUGCGCAGAAGAACACCGGACUUUACUGCAUCUUAUCUCAAGACAAUGUCGCGAAAAAUCCAUUCAAGCAGAGUGGAAGGAGUGGAUAAGAAUGUUUGGGUUGAAUUCACUCAACUCGCUGCAGACUACAAAGCGGUGAACCUUGGGCAGGGGUUCCCAGACUUCUCUCCUCCGAAGUUCAUCCAGGAGGCUUUCUGUUCCGCUGUGAUGGGAGGACCGGAAAUGCACCAAUACACUCGUGCCUUUGGACAUCCACAUCUGGUUAAAAGCCUUGCCACGUUUUUCACCAGGAUCGUGGGCCAUGAAAUCGAUCCUCUAGAAGACAUCCUGGUCACAGUCGGUGCUUAUCAGGCUCUGUUCUGUGCAUUUCAAGCACUGGUGGAUGAAGGGGAUGAAGUAAUAAUUGUCGAACCUUUCUUUGACUGCUAUCAGCCAAUGGUGCGCAUGGCUGGUGGAAAAGCUGUGUACGUCCCUCUGCGUCCUAGAAGUGAAAACAAAGCGGUUUUGUCCAGCGCAGACUGGGUCCUUUCGUCUGAAGAACUGGCGAGUAAAAUUACCCCACGUACUAAAGCAAUUGUUAUUAAUACGCCCAAUAAUCCUUUAGGCAAAGUUUAUAAGAAGGAGGAACUUCAGGAAAUUGCAGAUGUGUGUAUAAAAAAUGACCUUCUGUGCAUCAGUGACGAGGUCUACGAGUGGCUGACGUACGAUGGGGCUAAGCAUGUCAAGAUUGCGAGCCUCCCGGGAAUGUGGGAGAGAACCAUUACUGUUGGGAGCGCGGGGAAGACGUUCAGUGCGACUGGAUGGAAGGUCGGAUGGGCCAUCAGUUCAGACCACAUUAUCAAACACAUGAAAACAUUGCAUCAGAAUUCUGUUUAUCACUGUGCCACUGCUGCCCAGGAGGCUGUUGCUUGUGGGUUUGACAGAGAAUAUGAAGUCUUCGGGACUCCAGAGAGCUACUUUCAGCAACUGCCUGCGAUGCUGCACGACAAAAGAAAAAAGUUGUCCACGUGUCUUGAAAGUGUGGGUUUGAAGCCCAUCCUGCCAGAGGGAGGGUACUUCAUGGUGGCAGAUAUUUCUACUCUCGACCUAGACCUUAAGGAUCAAGGCUCAAAAGAGGAAGAAUAUGAUUUUAAAUUUGUCAAGUGGUUAAUCCGGGAAAAGGGUUUGGCCACUAUCCCAGUAUCUGCAUUUUACAGCCCAGAACAUCAAAAAGACUUCAAUAAAUAUAUACGGUUUUGUUUUGUGAAGGAGGACUCGACCUUAGAUGCAGCAGUAGAAAUAUUGAGAAAGUGGAGGCGGACCACGGCCUACACCUGGCUCCCAUGUCCAUCUGAGGGCGGACCACGGCCUACACCCGGCUCCCAUGUCCAUCUGAGGGGACCACGGCCUACACCUGGCUCCCAUGUCCAUCUGAGGAGACCACGGCCUACACCCAGCUCCCAUGUCCAUCUGAGGGCGGACCACGGCCUACACCCGCUCCCAUGUCCAUCUGAGGAGACCACGGCCUACACCCAGCUCCCAUGUCCAUCUGAGGGGACCACGGCCUACACCUGGCUCCCAUGUCCAUCUGAGGGGACCACGGCCUACACCUGGCUCCCAUGUCCAUCUGAGGGGACCACGGCCUACACCUGGCUCCCAUGUCCAUCUGAGGGGACCACGGCCUACACCUGGCUCCCAUGUCCAUCUGAGGGGACCACGGCCUACACCCGGCGGACCACGGCCUACACCCGGCUCCCAUGUCCAUCUGAGGGGACCACGGCCUACACCUGGCUCCCAUGUCCAUCUGAGGGGACCACGGCCUACACCUGGCUCCCAUGUCCAUCUGAGGAGACCACGGCCUACACCCAGCUCCCAUGUCCAUCUGAGGGGACCACGGCCUACACCCAGCUCCCAUGUCCAUCUGAGGGGACCACGGCCUACACCCAGCUCCCAUGUCCAUCUGAGGGGACCACGGCCUACACCUGGCUCCCAUGUCCAUCUGAGGGCGGACCACGGCCUACACCCAGCUCCCAUAUCCAUCUGAGGGUGGACUACGGCAUGGGCGAUGACCCUUGA